This is a messenger RNA of Eucalyptus grandis, 767 nucleotides long. Its product is annotated as major allergen Pru av 1-like. Gene Ontology annotation, cellular component: nucleus; cytoplasm. The transcript has 2 exons. NCBI's taxonomy places the organism in Eukaryota, Viridiplantae, Streptophyta, Magnoliopsida, Myrtales, Myrtaceae. The coding region runs from base 109 to 588 and encodes 159 amino acids. Gene Ontology annotation, biological process: abscisic acid-activated signaling pathway; defense response. The record is from RefSeq and is a predicted model, not a curated record. Gene Ontology annotation, molecular function: abscisic acid binding; protein phosphatase inhibitor activity; signaling receptor activity.
GCCAAACCAACCCUACCCAUUGACAUAAUUCCAACCAUAAUUAGGAGGCAUUGACAGGACUCAGAAGCACUCUUCUCUGGGGUUAUUUCUUUCUCAUUGCCAAUAGCCAUGGGUGCAACCAGCUUCACACAAGAGCUCACAUGCCCGAUUGAUCCGGCUCGCAUGUUCAAGGCCUUGAUUGUCGAGUCGAAUACCCUGAUCCCGAAGCUUCUGCCUCAGUUCAUAAAGAGCGUGGAGCUGGUGCAUGGCGACGGUGGAGCCGGAGCAUUGAGCAAGUUAAAUUUCACCGAAGGCAGUCAGUACAAGACAAUGAAGCAUAAGGUCGAGGCCCUGGACAAGGAGAACUUCACCUACAGCUACUCCAUCAUUGAGGGCGACUCGCUGGGCACCACCCUUGAGAAGAUCAGCUACGAGAUGAAGAUCACCACAUCGCCCGAGGGAGGCUCGGUGUGCAAGAGCACGAGCAAGUACUUCACCAUUGGCGAGGCGGACAUAACUGAGGAGAAGAUCAAGGCUGGGAAAGAGAAGGCGUCCGGGAUGUUCAAGGCCAUCGAGGCUUAUCGCUUGGCAAACCCUGAUGCCUAUUGAGCCGAUCUCAUCGCUAUCUUGUCUUGUUCACGGUACUGUAUUAAAUAUGUCUGGUUGUGGUAAACUGAAAAGGAGACAAGAAGAGUUCGAGUCACUCUAUGCUUGGAGUUAAGCAUGUUGGGCCGAUGGGUGCUGUUGUUCGUCUUUGCUGAGCAGUGGUUUUUGUAGAAUUUUGUAAA